AUGGCAUAUGGUAUUACCUUCUCUCCUGGUGAUAUGCACCUUCAUGCUUACAGUGAUGCAGACUGGGCAGGAGAUCCAUCUACUCGCAGAUCUACAACAGGCUUUGUAGUUUUCAUUGGUUCAAAUCCAGUGUCUUGGCAAUCUAAGAAGCAAGGGUCAGUUUCCCGGAGCUCUACGGAAGCCGAGUAUAGGGCUCUUGCCAAUACAGCUGCUGAUAUUGCUUGGGUUCGACAAGUCUUGGCUGAUUUACAUGAGUAUCUUCCUGAGCCUCCAUUACUUUUCUGUGACAACCUUUCUGCCUUAGCUCUCAGUUCAAAUCCUGUGCAACAUUCUCGGAUAAAACAUUUGGAUAUAGACUUUCAUUUAUUAGAGAACGAGUUCAACGUAGGGAUAUCAUGGUGCAGUACAUUCCUACUGAAGAGCAAAUUGCAGACGUCUUUACCAAGGGUUUACAUGGUCCUGUGUUUGUUAAACAUUGUAUCAAUCUCAGACUGGGUAUCCCAGCUGAGAUUGAGGGGGGAUGUUUACCAAAAUAAGAAUUAG
Prunus armeniaca (apricot) is the source of this 543-nucleotide messenger RNA. The record is from the annotation of a GenBank genome assembly. Lineage: Eukaryota; Viridiplantae; Streptophyta; Magnoliopsida; Rosales; Rosaceae.